AUGAUAGAAACGCAUUUUUAUAAAAGGGGCUGUUUGAAAACCGACCGUGAGCAGAUAAUCGUGAAGGGCGUCUCUAAAGGUGUGAAGUUACACCUGAGUCCUGAUGCACCAUCCAUACCUUCUCCAGGACAGGCCUAUGGAUAUGAAGAAGAUGCUCAGGGUGUCCUACUCAGAUUCAACCCCCCCAUCAAAGACCAGACCCUUGGCCCCGCCUUCUACAGUCCUGUAACGGAGGAACUCUCUUCUUCAAAGAAGUAUAAAGGUGUGCACUUUAGCAGGAUGACGGGCCGGAAAGAUCAGACGAGGGAUGCAGACGGGCCUGGACCAGGACAAUACGACCUACAGGACGACCACACAGCCCAAUAUGAAAACGUGAAUCUGAGGCAAGAACAGCGAGGUCGACCGGAGCUGAUCCUCCCUCGAUACCAUGAGCUGAUCACAUUACAAGAGGAAAAGAAGGGCGUCCCAGGUCCAGGACAGUACUACAUAAAAAGUCAGUUCGAGGAUCCCAGUGCACACCGAGGUCCAGCAUCGAACCCACCGUUCCUCUCUCAAGCUCAGAGGUUCAGUUCAUCUAAAGAUGAAGCGCCCCCUGUUGGUGCUUACGAUGACCCGCGCUGUGCUCUUGAGCUUCUGAAGAAAAGCAGCGGGGUAAAUAAAAGCCCCUUUGGUGCGACUGCUGUACGCUUCCUUCCAGAAAACCAAAUAAAGAGCACACCAGGUCCUGGUGCUUAUAACGUGUGUGACUAUAGUUUAUCUCAGGAUAGUUUAAAGAAAUCCAAAAUAAAGGGCGCAAGGAAAGGAGCUUUCGGAUGUGUUGCACCUCGCCAGCUCUUCCACCCCAGUAAAGCGGGAAUACACGGCCCGGGUCCGGCACAGUACAACGUGAUGAAAAAAGAAGAAUUAUAUAAGAAACGGAGCACCGCCGCUUUUAAAUCGACCACUAACAGACUUAUGGGUUCCCUGUACGCCAAAGAUACGCCUCCGCCGGGCUCGUAUAACGUGUGCGAAUCAUUUGAGAAGAUUCACGGCGUCCAUCGCUACAGCCGACCACAAAAUGAGAAAGCGAGAAAACGACAGAGCAGCUUUCUGUCCGCCGCCCCCAGAGACCCUGAGUUUCUCCGCUGUGACCCUCAGAUCCCAGGUCCAGGUCAUUAUAGUCCAGAUGUGAAGUCUGGUCCAAAGUUGGCCCUGAUUGGCUCAAAAGAAGAUCGGUUUAAGUGCCUUAAGGACAUCACUCCAGGACCGGGAGCAUAUGAGUUGAGUCCGGUCAUCAAGGACACCGUUCUCAAAGGCACCUUCAAUGUGACGCUUCUCAACCCUUUAACAUCCAGCACCAGAUCUUUACCUUCACAAAGGUCUCAGAAAAAAACUACAGCUCACAGCAGUGCCUAACUCAGGUCAAAGGUCACAGACUACUAAAAAGGCCUGGGCUAUGCCUCUCCCAUUAAACACAUGCUUCUCAGGAGGUCCUGACACACGCACACCUCUUUAUGGGUGAUAUAUUUCCCCAGUGCUCCAAGAAAAUAAAUCAGGAUUCUUUAAUGCGUUUGAUGUUUCGGGGUUUUUGUGCGUCAUAAAUUCUCAGCCCUGCCCACAAUAACGCAGCCCUAAUGUAGCGAGAUCUAAGCGUACACAUACACACACACACACAACAUCUCGAUACGGUUAUACACACCCUUUUAAUCUAAUUAAGCAUUUACACACUCUCAUUAUUCAGCAGACCGGACGAGGUUGGGGGAGGAAUUGAGAGACGUCCAGGCCGAGAGAGAAAGAAAGGUUUUAGCUCUUUAUUGAACUGACUUGUUUUACAUUUGCAAGCUAAUUGAAUCAGAUAAAUCACUGUGUCGGACGCUCGCUUUCCGCCCGUAUGUGUGUGUGUGUGUUUGGACCGUUGGGACUUUAGGUGUACUAUCUUAAAGUUUCUAAAUUCAAGCAGUUAAAGUGGCUAUCGUUUUCCCCUCAUCCUACACCAUGCCAAAAUAA
Paramisgurnus dabryanus is the source of this 1986-nucleotide messenger RNA. RefSeq names its product sperm-tail PG-rich repeat containing 2 (gene stpg2). The record is from RefSeq and is a predicted model, not a curated record. NCBI's taxonomy places the organism in Eukaryota, Metazoa, Chordata, Actinopteri, Cypriniformes, Cobitidae.